UGAAAUAUUUAUCCUUAAAAAUUCAUCCUCAUCCACAGUUGAACGGAAACUUAAACAUGAUCUAUAUCUGUGGGUAUUAAAGCAGGUCAGUAGUAUUUCCAUAAGCCAUCCCCACAGCAAAAAGAAAAAGAGGAGCUCUGCAGGGUUCACAGAGGAUUCAAACCAGACCGUCUCAUGCUCUCGCUUGUCAUUGCGCGCGUCAGAGCAGAGGGAUGAAGCGGACUGAAGCAACAGCUGCAGACACUGCAGUGGAAACACGCUCCAUGAGAUCCCCAUGCAAUGCGCUCGCUGUCAGCUCCUCUUCUGAGUGCAGUUUUCACAGUUGAGGAUCCAGCAGGAGAUGCGCAUUAAAAAGGAGCUAUAGUGGAUCAGGAUCAGACGGGAUUAAAGUCCUCGCAUUUGUUUGCAGUUUGCGGGGUUAAUUAUGUUCCAUCAGCUGACGGAUCAAAACGUGAACGGCAGCUGCCAGGGAGACAUCUCAGUGUGCAACAAGAGCGCCGAUGGAGACGCGCUCCAGCUGCCCACUUUCUCCACCGCAGCCAAAGUCCGAGUGAUCAUCACCUUCACUCUGUGCGCGGUGUCAGCCGUCUCCAACUUGGUCGUGCUGUGGGCUGCCGGCAACGGCGGCAAGCGCAAAUCUCACGUUAGGAUCCUCAUCAUGAACCUGACGGUGGCGGACCUGCUGGUGACUUUCAUCGUCAUGCCCGUGGACGCGGUGUGGAACAUCACGGUGCAGUGGCAGGCGGGAGACGUCGCCUGCAGGCUGCUCAUGUUCCUGAAGCUGGUGGCGAUGUACUCCUGCGCCUUUGUGACCGUGGUCAUUAGCCUGGACAGACAGUCGGCCAUCCUCAAUCCUCUGGGGAUCAGCGAGGCAAAGAGGAAAAGCAAAAUCAUGUUGACUGUGGCGUGGACGAUGAGCGUCAUCCUCUCGCUCCCUCAGAUAAUCAUAUUUCACAAUGUCACCAUCACAGUCCCGGAGAACUUCACCCAGUGCACCACCCAUGGCAGUUUUGUUCAGCACUGGCAGGAGACUCUCUACAACAUGUUCACCUUUGUGUGCCUCUUCCUCCUGCCUUUGGUCAUUAUGAUCUUCUGUUACACACGGAUCCUCAUUGAGAUUUCGAGCCGCAUGGCCCGGAACAAUCUGGUGUCUCGAGAUGUUCACCUACGUCGCUCCCACAACAACAUCCCCAAAGCUCGGAUGAGGACUCUCAAGAUGAGCAUCGUCAUUGUGACAUCAUUCAUCAUCUGCUGGACCCCUUACUACCUGCUGGGCCUGUGGUACUGGUUGUUCCCUGAGAAGAUGGAGGAGACGGUCUCGCAUUCACUGACUCACAUGCUGUUCAUCUUUGGCCUCUUCAACGCCUGCCUGGACCCCAUCACGUACGGUCUGUUCACCAUUCAUCUCCACCAGGGUCUGAAGAGGUGCUGCCGGAACUCAAACACACGGACAGAACUAGAAAACAACACCUGCCUCAUGCACAUGACCCGUCUGUCGUCUCACGGGCAGACCGCCUCAGGUGGCCACAAUUUAAACAGAGAGGAGAGGAACGGCGGCAACAGCACGAAAAGUUGUUCAAGACCAAUCAUCCCAAUAAGCAAGAUGUAACGGCUUAAAGCAUUUCAAUAAAAAAAGAAUAUCAGCUGCUGCCAGUGAGCGUUUGAGUGUCUCUCUCCAGAGAUGACAGAUUGAUGAUUUUGCUUUGAUAUUCUUAAGCUCAACGAAAAGUAAACGUUCUUCUUGUCUGGCGGGUCUGUUUUCCUUUUCGUUUCACUGAUGUAAUCGACGCUGUAUUAUCGGUCAGACAUGGAUUAGUCCAUCCAUCUGUCACACAUCAUGUCUUGGAUACCACUGAUCAGACGUUUCAUUAUCCCACACCGUCACAGUGGGGGUUUAAAAAAAAAAAAGAAGACUUUGAAUGACAGAUUGAAAGACAAUAGCUCACUGUGCUUUACCCAAAACAAACACAGACGAACACUCAACACAUAAACACAACUGUUGGGUUUCAGUGUGAAGAUGUGAUUGUGUCAUUUGUUAUUCCAUGUGUUUGAAACACAGAAACAAAAAAUGUAAAUGAGCGAUUACGGAAAACCAAAAAGACAUGAACUGUAUGAGAUAAGAAACAAAGUCUGCACUUAUGGCAUGAAGGUUUCAGAGAGAUGAAUCACUUUGGUAACUGCUUUGUAACCUUUUAACUUAAUGUAAUUUUUAUUUGUUUUGCACGAUAGAGUUUUGUUGGCACACAGCCUUCUUAAUUUAACUGCUUAUUGUCU
This is a messenger RNA of Labrus mixtus (cuckoo wrasse), 2274 nucleotides long. It is a transcript of the gene gnrhr4, whose product is annotated as gonadotropin releasing hormone receptor 4. The record is from RefSeq and is a predicted model, not a curated record. The coding region runs from base 425 to 1609 and encodes 394 amino acids. The transcript is spliced from 4 exons. NCBI's taxonomy places the organism in Eukaryota, Metazoa, Chordata, Actinopteri, Labriformes, Labridae. Gene Ontology annotation, molecular function: peptide binding; gonadotropin-releasing hormone receptor activity. Gene Ontology annotation, cellular component: membrane. Gene Ontology annotation, biological process: G protein-coupled receptor signaling pathway.